Messenger RNA from Bombina bombina (fire-bellied toad), 2008 nucleotides. RefSeq names its product chaperonin containing TCP1 subunit 8 (gene CCT8). The transcript has 16 exons. Gene Ontology annotation, biological process: protein folding. Gene Ontology annotation, molecular function: ATP hydrolysis activity; ATP binding; ATP-dependent protein folding chaperone. Gene Ontology annotation, cellular component: chaperonin-containing T-complex. Bases 104 to 1765 code for a protein of 553 amino acids. The record is from RefSeq and is a predicted model, not a curated record. NCBI's taxonomy places the organism in Eukaryota, Metazoa, Chordata, Amphibia, Anura, Bombinatoridae.
GGUCUGGCUCGCGGGGCGUUGUGGGUAGCCGUCUCUUUCUGUCUGUCAUCUCGCCGGUGUGUGCUCAGCAAGUUGCACUCCCGGGUCACCACAUCAAGCAGACAUGGCGCUGCACGUUCCCAAGACUGGCUUCUCCCAGAUGCUUAAAGAAGGCGCUAAGCAUUAUUCUGGAUUAGAAGAAGCUGUAUAUCGUAAUAUCCAAGCCUGUAAAGAACUUGCUCAAACCACUCGCACAGCCUAUGGACCAAAUGGAAUGAAUAAAAUGGUGAUCAAUCAUUUGGAGAAGCUUUUUGUCACCAAUGAUGCUGCUACAAUCAUAAGAGAAUUAGAGGUUCAGCAUCCUGCAGCAAAAAUGAUUGUAAUGGCUUCCCAUAUGCAAGAACAGGAAGUUGGAGAUGGCACUAACUUUGUCUUGGUUUUUGCUGGAGCUCUUCUUGAACAAGCAGAGGAACUGCUAAGAAUGGGACUCUCUGUAUCAGAGGUUAUUGAAGGCUACGAGAAAGCUUGUAAAAAAGCUUUAGAAAUACUUCCUGAACUAGCAUGCAGCUCUGCAAAGAAUUUGCAUGAUGUAGAUGAAGUCGCAGCCGUUCUUAAGACUUCAAUUAUGAGCAAGCAGUAUGGCAAUGAACUGUUCUUAUCAAAACUUAUUGCUGAAGCAUGUGUUUCAAUCUUUCCUGAAUCGGGUCACUUCAAUGUUGACAACAUAAGAGUGUGCAAAAUUUUGGGUUCUGGUGUCCUUGCAUCUUCUGUCCUACAUGGCAUGGUUUUCAAGAGAGAAACUGAAGGAGAUGUGACUUCUGUCAAAGAUGCCAAAAUCGCUGUGUAUUCUUGUCCGUUUGAUGGCAUGAUAACUGAAACAAAAGGUACUGUGUUAAUAAACAAUGCACAAGAAUUGAUGAAUUUCAGCAAAGGUGAAGAACAUCUAAUGGAAGAGCAAGUAAAGGCAAUAGCUGAUGCUGGUGCCAACAUUGUUGUAACUGGGGGCAAAGUUGCAGACAUGGCAUUACACUAUGCAAACAAGUACAAUCUUAUGUUAGUUAGGUUAAACUCUAAAUUUGAUCUUAGAAGAUUAUGCAAAACUGUAAGUGCAACGGCCCUUCCAAGACUGACUCCUCCUACUCCAGAAGAAAUGGGACAUUGUGACAAUGUCCGUUUGUCAGAGGUUGGGGACACACAAGUUGUUGUGUUUAAGCAUGAAAAGGAAGAUGGUUCCAUUGCAACCAUAGUUAUUCGUGGGUCCACAGACAACCAUAUGGAUGAUGUAGAGAGGGCAGUGGAUGAUGGUGUCAACACUUUUAAAGUUCUCACAAGGGACAAACGCCUUGUCCCUGGUGGAGGAGCAACAGAAAUUGAAUUGGCAAAACAGAUAACGUCAUAUGGAGAGACAUGUCCUGGGUUAGAUCAGUAUGCUAUUAAAAAGUUUGCAGAAGCAUUUGAAUCCAUUCCAAGGGCUUUAGCAGAAAAUACCGGAGUAAAAGCCAAUGAAGUAAUCUCCAAGCUGUAUGCUAUGCAUCAUGAAGGCAACAAAAAUGUGGGAUUUGACAUAGAGGCUGAGACUGCAGCAGUGAAAGAUAUGCUGGAAAGUGAUGUACUUGAUACAUAUCUGGGAAAACAUUGGGCAAUUAAGCUGGCAACAAAUGCUGCUGUCACUGUGCUUAGAGUGGACCAGAUUAUAAUGGCAAAAGCAGCUGGUGGACCAAAAGCCCCCAAACAACAAGGACACUGGGAUAAAGAUGAUUGGCAAGAUGAACCUGAAAGUCAUUAGGUUUCAGUGUAAGAGCAGAUUAUUAUGGCAAAACCAGCAGGUGGCCCAAAAGCUCCACAAGGAAAGAAGGAUUGGGACGAAGACCAAAAUGACUAAACACAUGUACAUGUUUUUGCUCUGUUUGAAUUUAGGACUGUUUUUUAUCAGUGUGUACAAACCACAGCUUUAGCUGCUUGAGACUGGUUCACUUCUUUAAGUUAAAUAUUAAAAAAAUACUGUACAAUAAAUAUAAAAAUCAAGGUA